Molecule: messenger RNA, 2803 nt
Organism: Neoarius graeffei (lesser salmon catfish)
Lineage: Eukaryota; Metazoa; Chordata; Actinopteri; Siluriformes; Ariidae
Product: cytochrome P450 1B1
Exons: 2
Coding region: 184-1764 (526 amino acids)
Molecular function (GO): oxidoreductase activity, acting on paired donors, with incorporation or reduction of molecular oxygen; iron ion binding; monooxygenase activity
Source: RefSeq, a predicted model, not a curated record
CAGGGUAACUUUCACUAACUAGAAAUCAGACCACAAGGCAUAUUCAUGAUAGUGUCUUGAAUAUUGUCAAGAUAUCUUAGACUGAACCACCUGAAUAUACAGAAACUCAGUUGAAGUUUUUUUUUUGUUUUGUUUUUCACUGAGAAAAGGAAAAGGAGAAAGAUUUCAUCCAUUGAUCAAAAGAUGGCAUUAUCAGAGAGUGAGAUUGGCAUGAAGGGAAGCAGCAUUAUAAAGGAAUGGAGUGGACAAGUCCAACCAGCCCUCAUCAUUUCCUUUAUUUUCCUCUUCUGCCUGGAGACCUGUCUGUGGAUCCGCAACCUUGCGCUUAAGAAAAGGCUGCCAGGGCCCUUUGCAUGGCCGUUAGUGGGCAAUGCCAUGCAACUAGGCCAAAUGCCACACAUUACCUUCACCAGGCUUGCAAAGAAGUAUGGCAAUGUCUACCAGAUCCGACUGGGCUGCAAUGACAUAGUGGUGCUGAAUGGAUACACAGCCAUACGACAAGCUCUCAUACAACAUAGCAAAGAGUUUGCAGGAAGACCAAACUUCAUCUCCUUUCAAGUUAUAUCAGGGGGGAAAAGUAUGACUUUCAGCAAUUACAGUGAACAGUGGAAGGAACACCGGAGAGUAGCUCAAACUACCUUGAGAGCUUUCUCAUCUGCAAACAGCCAGACCAAGAAGGCCUUUGAACAACAUAUUAUGGCAGAGGCCAUGGAUAUGGUUCAGAACUUUCUCAGACUGAGUGCAGAUAGAUGUUAUUUCAACCCGGCACAUGAAUUUACAGUUGCUGCUGCUAACGUCAUUUGUGCUCUGUGCUUUGGAAAACGCUAUGGGCAUGAUGACCCAGAGUUCAGGGUACUUCUAGGUAGGGUAGAUAAGUUUGGAGAGACAGUGGGUGCUGGGAGCUUAGUAGAUGUCAUGCCUUGGCUUCAGUCUUUCCCAAACCCAGUGCGAAGCAUCUACCAGAACUUCCAGACUAUGAAUAAUGAGUUCUUUGCUUAUGUGAAAGACAAAGUAGUGCAGCACAGAGACACAUAUGACCCUGAUGUAACUCGAGACAUUAGUGAUGCAAUCAUUAGUGUGAUUGAACAUGGAAAAAAUAACAUGUUAACUAAAGACUUUGUGGAGGGAACUGUGAAUGAUCUCAUUGGAGCAGGGCAGGACACUGUAUCUACUAGUAUGCAGUGGAUUUUGCUGCUCUUAGUGAAGUACCCAGCCUUGCAGACCAAGCUCCAGGAGCAGAUUGAUAAAGUGGUUGGCCGUGACAGACUGCCCUCAAUGGAGGACAAGAGCAACCUGGCCUACCUUGAUGCCUUCAUCUAUGAAACUAUGCGCUAUACCAGCUUCGUGCCUGUCACCAUCCCCCACUCUACCACCACAGACGUCACCAUCGAGGGCUUCCACAUCCCCAAAGACACAGUGGUGUUCAUCAACCAGUGGUCUGUGAACCAUGAUCCACAGAAGUGGCAGGACCCCCACAUCUUCAAUCCCUCAAGGUUCCUGGAUGAAAAUGGAGCCCUUAACAAGGACCUGACCAACAGUGUAAUGAUCUUCUCUACAGGUAAGAGGAGAUGUAUUGGUGACCAGAUUGCCAAGACAGAGAGCUUCUUAUUCUUAGCUAUUCUGCUGCAUCAGUGCACAUUCAAGAGUAACCCCUCUCAGACUCUCACUAUGGACUGCUCAUAUGGGUUAACACUGAAGCCUGUCGAAUUUACAGUUACAGCCAAACUAAGAGGGAAACUCCUUGGCCUUGUGUCACCAGCAUAAAUUAAAGAAUGUCUUGCCAUCCUCUGAUUUUAUGAUUCAAAGUGAGCAAAGACUGAUACAUCUUCGAAUAUAUGACCUAUAACAGCAAGUAUUAAUAAACAAGUACUGAAUGUUGCUGUAUAUUUAAUAUUUAAAGAUAUUCACACAUUUUUAGGCAAGGUGUAUCUUUUAUUAAUGGGAAAAAAUGCUCAUUUUAAAGGAACUGAGACAGUCUCCAUCUCUUCUUGACUAUAUAGGUAAAAUCUGUGUAAUAUUUUACAUUCUGUAUUCAGCAUCCUGUGUCUAAAUAAUGUAAGCUAUAUAAAAAAAACUUUCAGCAAGCAAUGCAUAAUUGUCAACAUUAUCAAAGUCUUCACAAUAUGGAUGUUAGAAUUGUUGACCUGUAGAAAACUGCUUUGAUAGCUUCAGGCUCCUCUUUGGGUUCCUGUGAUUUGAUGAUUUACUCAGAUUUGUAUAAAGACUUGUACAAGGAAUGUGGAUUAUGAGUACUCAUAACCAAUGUAUUUCAGGUAUUUUAAAUAUUAAUCAUCUACCUUAUACUGUAUGUAAAGCCAUCUACUGUAUCCAGAUUAAAAGAAUAAAUAGUGUGACAAUGUGUAGGUAGUAAGAAAGUAAUGAUCAUAAUCUAGUAGUUACCAUGCAGUAAGUGAGACAUUGCAUCACUGGGAUAAAUUACAGUACAUUUUAUUUUGUGGCGCUAAUGGAGAUUGUCCAUAAGAGAUCUUGGCAAACUGGAUCUACUGUACUUACGCUUUUUGUCCCAGAUCUUGUUUUUAUAUUUCACCUGUUAUUACAACACAACUCACACUGGUUUCCAGGAAGUUAAUCAUGAUGAAACAUUUUGUAAUAACACUUUUUAAAGUGGAAUUGUGUUCUAUGUAUUGAGAAAAUCAUUCGGCUGUUUUGAAGCCAAGGAAUAAAACUAUUUUGAAUGUUCAAGCAAGCAGCCAUAUAAAUUAUGCAUUCCCCCCCCCCCCCUUCUUUGUAGUAAUUGAAAAUACGCUAAUUUUGGAGUGAAUUAAAUAAAAACAAUGAUUUA